GAUUUUGAAGGAUUUGGAGGGAUUUGUGGGGGAUUUCGGGAGGAUCUGGAGGGACCCCGGCGGAGGCAGGCGAGGCCGGGCGCCAGGGAAUCGCCGGAGACAGGGGAUUCGACGCCCUGCCAGGACCCAGGGGGAUUAAGGAUUUGGAGGGAUUUGUGGGGGAUUUCGGGAGGAUCUGGAGGGACCCCGGCGGAGGCAGGCGAGGCCGGACGCCAGGGAAUCGCCGGAGACAGGGGAUUCGACGCCCUGCCAGGACCCAGGGGGAUUAAGGGUUUUCGAGGCGACGCAGGAAGAAAAGGAGAGGUUGGCAGGCCUGGCAUCCCUGGUCGACCCGGCGAGGUUGGCACGCGUGGGCGCAUCGGCCAGCCUGGUCUUCCGAGCAAGAAGGGCGAACCAGGGGAGAAGGGCAUCGCAGGUCGCCCUGGGAAAGCAGGUCGACCCGGCAGGUCAGGUCAAAAGGGCCGACCUGGCGACUUCGGACCCGACGGACCUGCGGGCGAGAAGGGCCUACCCGGAGGGAGCUUGCCGGGUUUGGAGGGACCCGGAGGGGAGGAAGGAUUCCCGGGGGCGCCCGGACGCGACGGCCUGCCUGGCCUGAGGGGACAGCGAGGCCCCCCUGGCGACGACGUGCGGUUCAGAGGAGCCCCUGGUGAUCGGGGUCCGCAGGGUUUCCCAGGGCCCAAGGGCAUCCGCGGCGACGUGGGCCGACCCGGCCUGACCCGCCCGCCAGGUCUCGCAGGUCGGAGAGGUGACCUCGGCGAGAGAGGUUACCGCGGGCUGCCAGGCGUCGCCGGUGACCUCGGCCCGCCUGGUGACCCCGGGUUGAACGGGGUCAUCGGCGCGGCGGGCUUGAAGGGCUUACCUGGUAACCCUGGCUUACCUGGGUUCCACGGAGGGGUUGGUAUCCCUGGGCCGCGAGGAGAUGUCGGAUUGCCUGGUGGUCUCGGCGGCACAGGCUUCAUGGGGAAACCAGGUCGAGACGGUGCCAAGGGCAUCGCGGGUCUACCUGGCACUUCCGGUCGACCUGGGCCCUCCGGGAGGCAGGGCCCGAGGGGAGAGGGGGGGGAGAGGGGUUUCGACGGCAAUCCCGGUCCUCCGGGGCAGCCAGGCCUACCCGGAUCCCCAGGAGACCCCGCCCCUCCUGGCCCUCCCCCUAAGUCCAGGGGUCACCUGAUCACACGCCAUUCGCAGGAGCUGACCACGCCCAGGUGCCCUUCCGGAAGUCGCCUCAUGUGGGAUGGGUAUUCGCUCUUGCACGUCAUGGGCAACCACAGAGCUCAUGGGCAGGAUUUGGGAGCCCCUGGCAGUUGCCUAAGGAAGUUUAGCACAAUGCCCUAUCUCUUCUGCAACCUGAACAACGUGUGUGAUUAUUCGCAACGCAAUGACUAUUCGUAUUGGCUCUCGACCCGAGAACCGAUGCCUAUGAUGAUGACACCUAUCGAAGGCAGGGAUAUCGAGAGAUACAUUUCGAGGUGCGUCGUGUGUGAGGUUCCCUCCCUCACCAUCGCCGUUCACUCACAGACUCUGGAGGUGCCUGACUGUCCUGUGGGUUGGGACUCUCUGUGGAUUGGAUAUUCGUUCAUCAUGCACACGGACUCUGGCGCCGAAGGAUCAGGUCAGUCGCUCUUGAGCCCGGGGUCUUGCCUCGAGGACUUCAGGACGAGUCCCUUCCUCGAGUGCACGGGUCAAGGACGAUGUAAUCUGUUCCCCUCGGCCUUCUCCUAUUGGCUGGCCACGAUCGACCUCGAGGACCAGUUUAGGAAACCGGAUCAACAGACACUCAAGGCCGGCGACCUCAAGUCGAGGGUUAGCAGGUGUAACGUGUGUUUGAGGAGCAGGAGAGGUGGAGGAGGAGGUACUGGAGGAGGAGGCACUGGAGGUGGAUUUGGUGGAAGAGGAGGUGGAGGAGGUGGAUUCGGAGGACGAGGAGGUGGAGGCUCAAGUGGAAGCGUCAGCUUUGGAGGUGGAGAAGGACGCUACGGAGGAGGAGGUGGAGGUGGAGGAAGAGGUGGAGGAGGAGGAGGUGGAGGAGGAGGUGGAGUGAGCUUCACAGGUGGAGGAACAGAAGUGGAUGAGAGUUACGAUCAAGGGAGAGAUUACUAUGACUAUGACUAUGGUUUCGAGGAGGAGAGAGAAGGUGGAGGAGGAGGUGGAAGAGGUGGAGAAGGAACCUUUACUUCGGUGGAGGAGGAGGAGGAAGAGGUGGAGAUGGAGGUGGAGAAGCAACCUUUAAUUUCGGUGGUGGAGGAGGAGGUGGAGGAGAAGGAACCUUUACUUUCGGGAAAGCAAACUACGCGUAUUAAUGCUGUUAUAAACUUAGUGUCGUAUGACGGCCGUAUGCACAGGCGAGAACAAGCGUGGGGCACGUGCGUGGUCAAGAACAGCUGCUUAACAGGGCAUGACGUAGUGACUAUGAUCGACGUGAUUGUGUUACUCUACGUGAAUUUCGUGUACUUGUGUGUCACUGUCCGUGAAUUUAGUGCCCUAGUGUGUGUCACUCUAAGUGAAUUUAGUGCCCUAGUGCGUGUCAAUCUCCGUGAAUUUCGUGCCCUAGUGCGUGUCUUCGUGAAUUUCGUGUACUAG
Molecule: messenger RNA, 2583 nt
Organism: Penaeus monodon (black tiger shrimp)
Lineage: Eukaryota; Metazoa; Arthropoda; Malacostraca; Decapoda; Penaeidae
Product: collagen alpha-3(IV) chain-like
Exons: 14
Cellular component (GO): basement membrane; collagen trimer
Molecular function (GO): extracellular matrix structural constituent
Source: RefSeq, a predicted model, not a curated record